AUGAGGAAAAUUAAGUCACUAGAUAUAUUAUAUCAAAAUGUUCGUGGCCUAAAAACUAAGCUCACCAGUUGGAGAAAUAGUAUUGCCGCGCUUGACAACCACUUGAUAGCGGUUACCGAGAGUUUUUUGGAUGGCUCCGUUGAAGACCAAGAAUUGAUCUGUGUGGGAUGGAGUGUCUUACGCCGCGAUAGGAAAACUCCAUGUGGUGGCGUUUUAAUCGCUGCUCGUGCCCCUAUUCUUUUGAAACAUUGUAAAGAACUUCAGACCGACGCGGGCGAAGAUCUUUGGGCUAGUUUUGUGUGGCUUGGCCGAAAGAUUUUUGUUUGCGUAGUGUAUAUAAAGCCGUCUGCGGGUGAUAGCGAAUAUAUGGCAUGGUUCUGUAAAGUCGAGAGUUUCAUCCAUAGUCUCAAAGCAUUUACCGUUAUUAUUCUAGAACAUAAUACUGUACCUAACUGUCAUGGAAGAUUUUUAGAUGUAAUUCUUACACGGGAGAGCGAUGAGGUGCGAGGAAUAACCGUUAUGGGUACGGCGGGCCUAGUUCCACCUGAUUUCUACCAUCCGCCAUUAAAUAUAGAGAUUUUGUUUAAUUUCGUACGUCAUUCCGAUUCUAUUGCACCUAGUAAUAUAGAUUCUGCAAAAGAUUGGAACUUUAAGAAAUGUGACUUUCAACAAUUACAACGUUAUCUCAGUCAAGCUUCUUGGACUAAUGUAUUGCAAGCGAGUGACGUUGAUAAGGCUUGCGAACAUUUCUAUUCUACACUUUACGACAUCUUCGAUCUUUGUGUACCCAAAAAACAUCGGAGAUCCAAAUGUCAUCGUUAUCCGGUGUGGUUUACAAAUGACAUCAUCAGAGAUUUAAGACGGAAGGUUAAGUUGCAUGCAUCCUGGAAACGCUUGAAAUCCAACGAGGCUUACAUUGUUUUUUCUCAGCUUCGAUCAGAAUUAAAAACUCGUAUUGAUCAAGCUUACUUAAAUCAUUUAGGAGUAAUUGAAGAAGACCUUAAAUUGAAUCCAAAGAAGUUCUGGUUGCAUAUAUCGAGCUUACGCUCUAAGGGGGGUUUUGAACCGCAAGUCUCAUACCGUGGCUUGAUCUACUCGGGGCGAGAAGCGGCUGGUGCAUUUGCUUCUUUCUUUAGCAAUGUGUUUUUAUUUGAUCCGCCUCUGUUGGAUUUUGAGAACUGUAAUAACAGCGAUGGCACUUGUCUUAACGAUAGUAUUGAUAUUGUUGGUCUAACUUUAAAUGACGUCAUUUCUGGUAUUAAACAAUUGAAAUCUAACAGUUCCAUUGGGCCUGAUGGUAUCCCGCCAGAUUUCAUUAAAAUAUAUAGAGAUGUCUUCUCUGUUCCACUACAUCAUAUUUUUAAUGUUUCUCUGACGUCCGGAAUCUAUCCUUCAAGAUGGAAACUUUCAAGGGUUACUCCCAUUCCUAAAAGCUCCAAUAAAGCAAUGGUGGAGGAGUACCGACCUGUUGCUAUUUCCUCGUCACCAGCUAAACUAUUCGAAAGUAUUUUACAUAAAUAUAUAUACGCCCAGGUUAACAAGUAUUUAUGUGAUGAACAACACGGUUUUAGAAGGAAAAAGCCAAGUCUCAAGGGAACGUGCUGGUUCGCGGCAAUAGUGAUUGAUAUGACGUUCAAGCGAUUCGCCUUAACUCUCCUUUGCCUCUGUCACUCGAGCAAGCUAUUAGAUGCAUUUAUAAUGACGCCUCGCACCCUCCUCGGCGCCAGAUUUGAUUUUAACUCGAAUUUAAGCGUAUGA
Leptosia nina is the source of this 1758-nucleotide messenger RNA. The record is from the annotation of a GenBank genome assembly. NCBI's taxonomy places the organism in Eukaryota, Metazoa, Arthropoda, Insecta, Lepidoptera, Pieridae.